CGAUAUCCGCUUCUGGAAUGGAAAAUGGGGGAUUUGUGGCUCAAAAAUGGACCUGUGCCGAGUUUGUAUGAAACAGAUUAAUCAGCAUGUGGAGGAAUUCGUUCCGCUGUUCCGAGAGGUCCACGAUAAGCAUACCGUCGCACGUGUCCUCAACGAUCUGUUCAAAACGGAGAUCCUGGAAAGCGAAAGCCUUACACAGAUAAUGUGUGUCGUUUGCUUUCGUGAACUGCGAAAUGUGUGCACAUUUCGAGAUAAAGUGAUACAAUCGGACUUGUGCUUUCGCGGAUCUACUGCUACUACGAGCAACUGUGAAGAGGCGCAGGUGAACCAGACGGCAAAUUUCGAGAUCAUCCCUGUUCGUUGCUACUUGUGUGGAGAAUUGAUAUGCGAUGGUGCACAAUCUUACGGCUUAUCCGGUCAAGAUAGUGACGGUACCAUCAACAGAUUGUGCGAAAAAUGUUACGGGAGGCUUCAGGAGGAGCAAACUGAACCAGAUGUACCAGCUCAGGUGUCCUCGGAUGGCGACGAAAUGCUGACUCAAAGUACGGCUUUCACAUCAAAUCACGAGGAUUAUCCUUCGUCAGAGCGAUACUGUUGUGUGACGCAUUGCAAGGAGCUGUUCGAAAGUGAACCGGAAUUGCUGUGUCACGUCCAAGAACAGCAUAGCGCCAAGUUGAGGUGGAACCAGCAGAGACAGGAAGCGAACAAAGCGUACCAAUGCAACGUGUGCUAUCGUGCAUUCAUUAGCUCGAAGAAUCUGCGGCUGCACCAAUUUUUCCGUGCCAACCAACAGGGAAGAAAACAGUUCGCAUGUAGUCAGUGUCCCUUCAGAGCCGCCAAUAGCUCAUUGUUAACGAUACACGCACGUUCACACACGGGGGAGAAACCGUUCGCUUGCGGCUUGUGCAAGAAGCAGUUUUGUUCGGAAUUGAACCUUAAAAAUCAUCAAAUGUGCCAUCAGCCAGAUCGCCCAUUUGUUUGUCCAUACUGCUCGCAUGCUUUCGUGCGAAAGGGUACGAUGGAAGAGCACAUUCAAACGUGCCACAUGGACGAACGGCCGUACCAGUGCACGGUUUGUUUAGCUCAGUUUAAAGUUCCGCAGAAACUUCGACUACACCAAAGGAUACACACGGACGAGAAACAGUAUGCAUGUAGCUACUGCCCUAGCAAAUUUAACUACGCUUGGGACCGGACACGCCACGAAAGAUCACACAGAGGAGAAAAACCGUACGUUUGCGAUUCGUGCGGUAGUGGGUUCACUAGGAAGCGUUCGCUGCGAAUUCAUGAGCAUACGCAUACCGGGGAAAGGCCAUUUAGUUGUAUGGAUUGCGAAAAGACGUUCAUACAAUCCUCGCAAUUGAAACGCCACAUGGCACGGUAUCACCAGCAAGGUGCGGCCUGUAGUUCCGCAUCGAACGAAGCAGUUCAACAACUUGAAUGCAUUUAAGCAUCAAAUUUUAAUGGUUAAGAUUAAUAGCAAUUAAAUAGCAGACUGCGUCUGUGAAUAGGAAUGAAUAAAAAUGAUUUCCUUUAGAUUUUUGAUCCGCGCCGCGAAAUGUCAUGUAUGUUUUUCACCGGGCGGAGAACG
Molecule: messenger RNA, 1588 nt
Organism: Anopheles darlingi
Lineage: Eukaryota; Metazoa; Arthropoda; Insecta; Diptera; Culicidae
Product: zinc finger protein 391-like
Exons: 2
Coding region: 47-1447 (466 amino acids)
Biological process (GO): regulation of transcription by RNA polymerase II
Cellular component (GO): nucleus
Molecular function (GO): DNA-binding transcription factor activity, RNA polymerase II-specific; RNA polymerase II cis-regulatory region sequence-specific DNA binding; zinc ion binding
Source: RefSeq, a predicted model, not a curated record